This is a messenger RNA of Bemisia tabaci, 1519 nucleotides long. Its product is annotated as S-methyl-5'-thioadenosine phosphorylase. Gene Ontology annotation, cellular component: cytosol. Gene Ontology annotation, biological process: nucleoside metabolic process. The record is from RefSeq and is a predicted model, not a curated record. NCBI's taxonomy places the organism in Eukaryota, Metazoa, Arthropoda, Insecta, Hemiptera, Aleyrodidae. Gene Ontology annotation, molecular function: S-methyl-5-thioadenosine phosphorylase activity.
GCUGUCUAUGGGGCGUAUUCCCGCUCUUUGCUAGUCGGAUUCGAGCCUGCAGUCUACCACCAGUGUGUUCGUCAAGUUCUAAGUUCGCCGAAAGUUGACAGCUCUACCGCUAUGAAGCAUCCAAUCAAGAUUGGAAUAAUUGGUGGCUCUGGCUUGAACAAUCCGAAGAUUUUAGAAAAUGCUGUAGAAAAAUAUAUUAUCACUCCUUACGGGAAACCAUCAGAUGUUUUGAUCGAGGGGACCAUCGGAGGAAAACCUUGUGUUCUUCUAGCCAGGCAUGGUCGUCAACACAACAUAAACCCAAGUAACGUCAAUUAUCGAGCUAACAUUUAUGCACUGAAAAAAGUUGGCUGCACCCAUGUGAUUGUUUCUACUGCCACUGGUUCAUUAAAAGAAGAAAUUGUGCCGGGAGAUCUAGUUGUUGUCGACUCAUUUAUCGACAGAACGCAGCACAGAGUGCAAACAUUUUUUGAUGGGUCAGAGUUGAACCCAUCUGUGUGCCACGUCCCAAUGGAGCCUGCCUUUUGCAAUAAAACACGGAAGAUUUUAAUCGAAACCGCUCAAGAGUUGGGUUUCAAGUGCCAUCCCUCUGGGACAGCUGUCACAAUCGAAGGUCCGCGGUUCUCCAGUCGAGCUGAAAGCAACUUGUUCAGAUCAUGGGAUGCUCAUCUUGUGAAUAUGACAUUGGUUCCUGAGGUAGUGUUAGCAAAAGAAGCAGGUUUGUGUUAUGCAGCUGUCGCAAUGGCUACCGAUUAUGAUUCAUGGCGAGACAAAGGAGAAAAAGUGAAUGUUGCCAGCGUCCUCAAGAUCUUCCGAGAAAAUGUUGAAAAGAUCACUACAUUGUUCACUGCUGUAAUUCCCAAAAUCCAUGAUGCAAAUUGGACUGAAGAAAUUAAGGAGGCAAAGGCCUGUGUCCUAAGCAGCAUCAUGUCAUCGAACAAAGAACUAAACGACAUCAUCAAUCUAUCCUGACAAACAAAUGUUUGACGUUUUCAAAGUCUGUUCCAAAACCAGACUCUAAAAUGUGUGCUUGCGCAGGAUCUGUUGAACCCUGCUUCUUUAAAAAGUUACUUAAAGUUACCGCACUCUUAUAAUCUGAAAGAGAGACCGUUCCUGUCCUGAGGCAAUUUUUAUUUUUAUUUCUUUAGUCUUAAACGUUUUAUUUUUGUUUUCCGCUCUUUUUAUCAUUUUUAUUGUUUCGAUCAUUCAUGAAUCAUUAUUUUUAAAUUUUUACUCACCCAGUUUAGUUCCAUUUUUUUCUAAGUUGUGCCUAAUAAUUAUGUUGUAUUUACUACAUUUUGAAGUAACGAAACUGUUAGUUUCUGUCGUGAGGCAUCUUUGUUUUUAUUCCUUUAGUUCUUAAACUUUUUAUAUUUGUAUUUGUUUUCUACUCUUUCCAUUUUAAAUUUUUUUGCCAAUCAUUGAUGAAUUAUUGUUUGUUUUUAACUUUUUAUUCACUGUAUUAAAUCCCAUUUUUCAUCUGAGUUUUUGAAUAAAUCAUGUACUCCUUGCAUUAUAA